GUGAGCUCUCUCCCUGCGGGUCAUUCCCGGGCUCUGGACUCCUUCCUUCAUAUCUUCCUCCUGUGGCUGUCCGUCCUCUUUCCUGUUUUUCUAUUCCCACACCAUCAGCCUGAGCGAUAGCAGCCUGGUCUCCCAUCGCUUCUCCAUCUCUAGUCCCCAUCCUUCACCCCUAUUUUUGAAUGAGCAUCACAGACUCCGGGCCUGGUUUCAAAUCCCAGCUCUGCUACUUACUUCCCCAGCUGUGUGGCCUUGGGGAAGUUCCUUAGCCUCUCUGCAACUCAGGUUCCUCCCAUGUAAAGUAGAGGUGAUAAUAGUACUGCCUCCAAGUGGUUUUGCCAGGGUGAAAUGAAGUGGUGCAUGUCAGGUUCUGAGAACACAGCCUGGCCCACAGGAAGUGCCGUGAAAGUGGUGGGUAUUACCGUUGUUGUUUGUUGUUGUUGCUGUGGACACAGUAGAAUUAAUAGCUGCUGUUUUCCCGAUCCCAGAAGAGAUCCCAGUUCCCCCAGAGGCAGGUUUUCUGCCACGUGCCCCAACCCCAGAGCGCUUUCCGCAGCCAGAAGCGGUGGUCAGGGUGUGAGUUACUUGGUUAGCCGCAGCGGGGUGGGCAUGCAGGGUGGCAAUGCCAGGGUUACGGGCAGGGGGUGCCCAUGCCAAGCGUAGCCAGGAGGUGUCUAGUUGGACCUCCAUUCUACCCCAGUCCUUCUGAAGCAGCGAGGGGAGCCUCAGGGGUGUUGGGGUGGCCGCCGGGCACGUUCCGUGACACUGGUCCGGGCAAGCGGCUGAACAUGACUCAAGUGGAAAUAGUGGGGCCUGUGGGCGGGUCACGCUGCAUGGUCACGGGCUCCCAAGCUGCGAGGGCAGAGUUGGCUCGGGCUGAGAGAACAGCUUUCAGAAGGUUUUUGGCUCAGCUGUGUCCAGGGUGUGAGUGGGGGAGCAGAGAGCCAGGUAAGGGAAAAUGAGGCAAGAGAAGGGUGGGAGUCAGGUGACGGUGCUCAUUAAUGCCAGCCCCUGGGCAAAUGCCAGUCUGUCACAGGAGGCGAGGGGGUCCUGCUUCCAGGAGGUGGAUUCUGAGGCUGACAGGUGACCUCGCAUUGGACACGAUGUUUCUGUUCUGGAACACACAACAAGAUGGAACCUAGUCUUGCUUCAUGACAGACUCGCAUCACUGCUUCGUCGCUCCAGGACGGGAUGUCUCCUCUCAACAUGGCCACCUCCCCUCAGCCACUCACCACCAAGGUCGCCAGUUCCGAGAACAGCAGCGCCUUCUAUGACUACGAGUACUACUUGGACCAAGCGGCCUUCAUGCCCUGCAUGAAGGAUGAGGUGCUGGCCUUUGCCAAAGUCUUCCUGCCUGUCUUCUACAGCCUGGUGUUUGUGCUGGGCCUGAGCGGGAACCUCCUGCUCCUAGUGGUCUUGCUCCGGUACGUGCCUCGCAGGAGGAUGACUGAGGUCUACCUGCUGAAUCUGGCCAUCUCCAACCUCCUGUUUGUGGUGACCCUGCCCUUCUGGAUCACCACCGUGGCCUGGCACUGGGUCUUCGGGAAUUUCUUGUGCAAGAUGGUGAGCGCUCUCUAUACCAUCAACCUCUACAGUGGCAUCUUCUUCAUUAGCUGCAUGAGCCUGGACAAGUACCUGCAGAUCGUCCACGCCCAGCCCCACCACAGGCUGAGGCCCCGGGCCAAGCGCUGGCUCCCGGCUGUCAUCGUGUGGGCGCUGGCCCUGGCUGUCUCCAUCCCUGACAUGGUCUUUGUGCGGAUCCAUGAAAACCACGAGGGUGUGUGGAACUGCCAUGCGGAUUUCGGGGGGCAUGGGACCGUCUGGAAGCUCAUACUCCGCUUCCAGCAGAACAUCCUGGGGUUUAUCCUUCCACUCUUCGCCAUGAUCUUCUUCUACUCCCGCAUCGGCUCCGCCCUGGUCAGGCUGAGGCCCCCGGGCCAGGGCCGGGCUCUAAAGGUAGCCGUCUCCCUCGUGGUGGCCUUCUUUGUGCUGUGGUUCCCGUACAACCUCAUCUUGUUCCUGCACUCACUCAUGGACCUGAGAGUCUUUGGGGACUGCGAGACCAGCAACUACCUGGAUUAUGCGCUGCAGGUCACAGAGAGCAUAGCCUUCCUUCACUGCUGCGUCACACCCAUCCUCUACGCCUUCUCCAUCCGCUGCUUCUGCCAGUACCUAAAGGCUUUCUUGGCCGAGUUGUUUGGACGGCGCCAGGGACCAUGCCCUGCCCAGGCCCCACUGUCCAGCUGUUGUGAGAGUAGCGGCCUCACUGUCCAAGAAGAAAUGACCAGCAUGAAUGACCUUGAGGUGGGGCAGGCUGAGGACUCCCUCAACAAGGGGGCUGUCGGGGGAAAUAAAGCCUCAGCGGCCACGCCACAGUCUGGUGAGAGCGGAGGGGACCCAGCUCAGCUGGACAUCCACCCAGCGUCUUCUCUCCAAGGGCCCCCGUGACCACGCUGCUCAGCCCAGAGCGCAGUUCUCAACCCUCAGCAGCACCGCUCACUCCUUCCAGGACAUCAUACUCCCUGAUCUGCUGCGGUGGUUGCCCAACUGACCUCUGUGUCCUAUGGUCACCGUCUCCUAUCAUCUCAUCUGCACCCGGCAGCCAGAGUGGUUGCAACACCUUCGGCCUUCACUGCCAUCUCCCUCCCAGAAGCCUGCGGCCUCCCACCCACCAGGCCGCUCCUGACCCUCUCGUUCAGCUGGGGAAAUCCUGGUGGUGUUUUGUUUAAUGCGGCAGCCUUGGUGGUGGCCCCGGAGCCUGGCAGUCCGGAGGCCCUGGAGAUGCAGCACCUGGGGACCUGCUUAGGGGGAAAGGCAGGCGCAGGCCUGCCCCCUCCACCUGGGAAGUGUGGCGAGGGCAUUCACGGCAGUUACUACCUAGGAAAACAUCUCUUUUCUUCCCGGGGAGCCUGGAAUUCACCAGGGGCACGACAUUCCCGACUGGCUUUGUUAUAAGCUUUCCUCACAGAAUACACAUAGUGGGCUUUUCUCUGAGAGAGAGAAAAUCUGGUGCAGAAAUGAGAGCUGCUGGGUCAGGACAGGUCUGUCUUC
This is a messenger RNA of Myotis davidii, 3048 nucleotides long. RefSeq names its product atypical chemokine receptor 2 (gene ACKR2). The record is from RefSeq and is a predicted model, not a curated record. Bases 1189 to 2445 code for a protein of 418 amino acids. Gene Ontology annotation, cellular component: membrane. Gene Ontology annotation, biological process: G protein-coupled receptor signaling pathway; immune response; chemotaxis. Gene Ontology annotation, molecular function: chemokine receptor activity. The transcript has 3 exons. Lineage: Eukaryota; Metazoa; Chordata; Mammalia; Chiroptera; Vespertilionidae.